Molecule: messenger RNA, 2812 nt
Organism: Loxodonta africana (African savanna elephant)
Lineage: Eukaryota; Metazoa; Chordata; Mammalia; Proboscidea; Elephantidae
Product: olfactory receptor 5V1-like
Exons: 1
Coding region: 392-1348 (318 amino acids)
Biological process (GO): G protein-coupled receptor signaling pathway
Cellular component (GO): membrane
Molecular function (GO): odorant binding; G protein-coupled receptor activity; olfactory receptor activity
Source: RefSeq, a predicted model, not a curated record
UUAACAAUGGGCUCUCAUGAGCCACUACGAUUUCAGGAAAACAAAGCAGAUGGGUCUUUAUUUCCUCUCACUAGCAGAUUGUCCUUACGGUGCAUGUAUCCUUUUAUGGUUUAUUUUCAACUUCAAAACUGCGUGCUCUGUUCAUUUUAAGGGAUUUGACCUAAAGGUGAAUGGAUGUGUUUAUAUUUAUGCUGGAUGCUAGAUUGCAGGGUUCAUUUGUUGUGGGAUUGUGAAUUUUUACAGCCACACCAGACAUUGUUGUUGAUAAUAAUCUUACUCUUUUAUUUGUGAAGUUUUUUCUUGUUUUGUAGGCUAUUUCUGGAGCAGUACAUGAUUACAGAAGCCUGUGGUUCCCUGUCCCCAAUUUCAAAAAGCAAACCAGAUCUGCAUUAUGGAAAGAGAAAACCAAACAGCUCUGUUUGAGUUUAUCAUCUUGGGAUUCUCCAACUUAAAUGAGUUGCAAUUUUUACUUUUCACCAUCUUCCUAGUAACUUAUAUCUAUACUUUGGGAGGAAAUAUUUUUCUGAUUUUGGUAACCAUGAUCGAUACACAUCUACAUAUACCCAUGUAUUUUUUUCUGGAAAACUUAGCAUUUAUUGACAUCUGCUAUAGCACCACCAACGUUCCCCAGAUGAUGGUGCAUCUUCUGUCAGAGAAGAAAAGCAUUUCUUAUGGGUGUUGUAUAGCUCAACUUUUUGCAUUUAUUUUCUUUGUGGGGUCAGAGUCUCUGCUCUUGGCAGCAAUGGCAUAUGAUCGUUACGUAGCAAUCUGCAAACCCUUAAGAUAUUCAGUUAUUAUGGACAAGGCUAUGUACAGUCAGUUAGCAGCCUCGUCUUGGGCUGGUGGUUUCCUCAACUCAGUGGUGCACACAGUACUGACAUUCCGCCUGCCCUUCUGUGGAAAUAACCAGAUUAAUUAUUUUUUCUGUGACAUCCCACCUCUGCUGAUCUUGUCUUGUGGGGACACUUCUAUCAAUGAGCUAGUGUUGUUCUCUGCUGGAGUCUUCUUUGGUUGGACUCCUUUCUUGUGUAUCACUGUUUCAUACCUUUAUAUCAUUUCUACCAUUUUAAGGAUCAGUUCUUCAGAAGGAAGGCAAAAGGCAUUUUCUACAUGUGCCUCCCAUCUGGUCAUUGUUCUUCUUUACUAUGGAAGCGGUAUCUUCACAUAUGCAAGACCUAUCUCAGCUUAUUCACUAGAGAAAGACAGGUUGGUAUCAGUAUUGUACAGUGUUGUAACUCCCAUGCUAAACCCUAUAAUCUACUCUUUAAGGAAUAAGGAUAUUAAAGAUGCUAUGAAAGUUAUGGGGAGAAAGUGGCAGGCUUCCAGUCCCCUGACUUUUGAAGUAUAAGCUUUACUCUUCUGAGGAAAAUCAUAUAUGUCACAAAACUGUGCAUCUUACUUUUAGGAGCUGAUUUUUCCUAGUGACUCUUCAACAAAAUUAAAAGUUAAUUGUAAAUUUUCACAUCCAGUACAAGCGGGCUAGUUAAGUUAGUACAAACAUCUCUGCUAAAAUAAUCUAUAGGAAAUAUUUUUAAAAUAUUCAAAACAAUCAGUGAAGUAAAAAGAUAGUGAGAAAUCACCAGGCCAAGAUUGCACAUAAGAAGAGAAAACAAUAAUGUGAGUUGGCAUUUGGGACUUUUUCUCAGUGGGACAUUUGUUGAUCUUGAAGAAGUGACUGAGGUUCUGAAUAGCAUUUUGGCACCUUUGUAAGAUUAGAUGUUCAACAGUGGGACCCUGGGCUUGCCAAGAGGGCAUUCCUAAUACAUCACUCUAUUUUCAGGGGUAGGAAUCUGAAGAGUUGCACCCAGUUAUAAGCGUGAACCAGAAAUAAACCAGUCUUUACCUAGCUUACAGCUAGGCUUUGAAUCAUGUGGAUGACUCAGAAGAUUUCAUAUACUAAAAUUGGUUAAAGUUAUUUCAAAUUGAUAGUGUCCUGGGCACUUAAAGGCAGUAAAUUAAAAUCCUUUCAAAGAAAAGUAACAUCACACAAUGCCUACCACAAAAUCUAGAAUAAGUAGACACAGAAGUAGAUAAGAAAAAUGAAAAGAAACAGCAAAAAAAAAAAAAAAAAUACAGCAGAAACAUGACCACAGUAACUAUAAAUUAUUGAACUACACAAAAUAGACUGAAAGACGAGCACUCACACAAUGCUUGUAGAGAUAAAUUCUAGACUUAGAAAAUUAGACAGAGAACUAGAAGCUAUCAAACAUGAAACUUCAGAUUUGGAAAACAAAAUAACAACAACACUAAAAAACAAAACUAGAAAUUAAAAAUUUCAGAAUGGAAAAUUAUAAGAAUCCAAAUUAGGAACUAAGUGGAUGGGUUUAAUAACAGAUUAGACAUGAGUGAAGAGAAAAAUUAGUGAAUAAGGUGAUGUUUUCUAGAACAAAGCACAAACAGAAGAACAGAGAGUAUUCUGUUGUAGAUAGGAAAUAUAGAGAGUACUGUGGGUUCUAGCCUAAAUAUAAGUAUAGCCCCAAGAAGUAGAAAAAGAAUGAAACUUAGGCAAUAUUUGAAAAAUUCCAAAACUGAAAAAAUAAUUCAUUACUCAAAAAUCCCAACCAAUUUUAGGCAUAACAAAUGACAAAUUCCAGUCACAGACACAUCAUAUGGAAAUUUCAGAAAACCAGGAUCAAAGCAAAUUUUACAAUAAGAGAGGAACUGUAUUAAGAUUGAAAGAUAAUCUUUUUCAACAGUAACAACAGAAUACAGUCCAGAAGAGAAUAAAAUAAUAUCUUCGACGUAUGAAAGGAAAUAACUAUGUGUUUAGAAUUCUAUGCCUAGCAAAAUGUUCUUCAAGAAUAAAGGUUAA